Molecule: messenger RNA, 2384 nt
Organism: Osmerus eperlanus (European smelt)
Lineage: Eukaryota; Metazoa; Chordata; Actinopteri; Osmeriformes; Osmeridae
Gene: unc5a
Product: unc-5 netrin receptor A
Exons: 9
Coding region: 40-1641 (533 amino acids)
Biological process (GO): anterior/posterior axon guidance; netrin-activated signaling pathway
Cellular component (GO): membrane
Molecular function (GO): netrin receptor activity; protein binding
Source: RefSeq, a predicted model, not a curated record
GCAGCGAGCGGGGCCGAGGACGUGGCUCUGUACGUGGGCAUGGUGGCGGUGGCCCUCUGCCUCACCCUGCUGCUCACCGUGGUGGUCCUGGUCUACCGGCGCAAGAAGGAGGGCCUGGAUGCCGACGUGGCCGACUCGUCCAUCCUCACCACUGGCUUCCAGCCCAUGGGCAUCAAGCCCAGCAAGCCAGAGAACUCCCAUCUGCUUACCAUCCAGCCUGACCUAACCACCACCACCACCAGUUACCAAGGUACCCUGCGCUCACGCCACGACAACACCGCCAAGUUCUCCAUGACCAACGGGCCUCUCCUGGACCCCCUGCCCAACGGCUCCCACACGCUGCACAACGGCAAGCUGACCUCCGACCCUGCUGAGUUCAUGAGCAGGCUGUCCACCCAGACCUACUUUAAAACGCUGCCGCGCGACGUCGCUAACGCCACCUACGGAACGUUCAACUUCCUGGGGGGGCGCCUGACCCUCCCCAACACAGGAAUCAGCCUGCUCAUUCCUCCCGAGGCCAUCCCCAGAGGGAAGAUCUACGAGAUCUACCUGACGGUCCAGAGGAAGGAGGAUUUAAGGUUACCCUUGGCGGGCUGCCAGACCCUGCUGAGCCCCAUCGUGAGCUGUGGGCCCCCAGGGGUGGUUCUGACCCGGCCCGUCAUCAUGACCAUGGACCACUGCUCCGACGCCAGCCCUGACAACUGGGCCGUGCGCCUCAAGAAGCAGAACUAUGAGGGCGUGUGGGAGGACGUGCUGCAGAUGGGCGAGGAGCUGGCAUCGGACCCCUACUACUGCCAGCUGGAGGCGGAGACCUGCCGGGUGUUCUCGGAGCAGCUGGGCCGCUUCGCCCUGGUGGGCGAGUCGCUCAACAUGGCCGCCGCCAAGCGCCUUCGCCUGGUCCUCUUCUCCGAUGCCUACUGCUCCACCCUGGAGUACAACAUCAGGGUGUACUGCAUGGACGACACGCAGGACGUCUUCAAGGAGGUGGUGCAGAUGGAGAGCCAGCUGGGCGGGCGCCUGAUUGACGAGCCUCACAUCCUGCUCUUCAGAGACAGCUACCACAACCUGCGCCUGUCCAUCCACGACAUGCCCCUGGCCCACUGGAGGAGCAAGCUGCUGGCUGGCUACCAGGAGAUCCCGUUCUACCACAUCUGGAACGGCUCCCAGCGGUACCUGCACUGCACGUUCUCUCUGGAGCGUCUGAGUCUGACCACCUGCCAGCUCACCUGCCAGCUGUGCGUGUGGCAGGUGGAGGGGGAGGGCCAGAGCUUCAGCCUCGACUUCAACAUCGCCAAGGACAGCAGAGCUCUGGACUCGGAGUUCCUGAUGCUGGACACCAACGCCACUGCUCUGGCAGGUCCUAGUGCCUUCCAGAUCCCCUACCUCAUUAGACAGAAGAUCUGCAGCAGCCUGGACACGCCCUGCCCCAAUGGAGCUGACUGGAGGAUGCUGGCCCAGAGACUCAAACUGGACAGACACAUGAGUUUUUUUGCGUCGAAAGCCAGCCCCACCUCUGUGAUCCUGGACCUGUGGGAGACGCAGCAUUUCCACAGCGGCAACCUCAACCAGCUGGCCACCAUCAUGGCCGACAUCGGGAAACAGGAGGCCAUGAUAUUCCUGGUGUCGGACGGGGAGUGCUAACCUCUGAUUGGAACAAGGUAGUGUACCCCCCCCCCCCAACACCAGCACACGGAGAGAGCAGAGAGGAGGACAUGCCCUGUCCUAUCAGAGAGAGGAGAACAGGAUGGAGGGACACUGCCCAUCAUGUUCCGUUCUCUCUCGCCUCAGUAGUGUCAUGCCCAGGAUAGGCUGUAAUAGGCCAGGCCUCUUGAACAUUGUCUAGGGUAUUCCAAGUCAUGCUUUUGUUGAAGAGAAACACACUAUCAGUCUAGAAGUAACUGGCCUAUUUAGGGGGGGUGGGGGGGGGGGUAUUAAAAUAAUUCAAACUAAAAAACAAGAUGCUCAAAUGAAUAUGAAAAAGGUUGACAUGUUUUAGCUCUUGUUCCACUCUCAUGCCCUUGACAGUUGGGUGUGUGACAGUGUUUGCUGUGGUCAAAUAUCACACUCGAUUAUGCAACUGGCUGGGCCAUUGUUAAGCAUCCCUUGACCUAAAACACACUAAUCCCCACGGUGUGGGAACUCUCACUAUCCCCAUUUUACCCAAAACCAAUGGUGAAAUAUACAUUAGGUGUCAAAUCUGCUUGUGUCAUUAUAUGUGCUUUUAUCGAGAGAGAUGAAGCAAAUCAUGGAACACGUUGGUUGGCAAUAGAUUUUAUGUCUUCACUCUUGAACAUCUCUUGUUUGUAACAGUCCUGUUUGAAGUGAAGCGGUUAUUGCUACGCUGUGAGGUCUUUAUUCUGUUAGACGCUCCAAAGCUUGAAAAA